This is a messenger RNA of Saccostrea cuccullata (small rock oyster), 1733 nucleotides long. Its product is annotated as sushi domain-containing protein 2-like. The record is from RefSeq and is a predicted model, not a curated record. NCBI's taxonomy places the organism in Eukaryota, Metazoa, Mollusca, Bivalvia, Ostreida, Ostreidae. Bases 177 to 1733 code for a protein of 518 amino acids. The transcript is spliced from 9 exons.
CUGCUUUCAGCAAAGUUCUUGUAAGUCGCCAAAAUGGAAACAGUUUGGAAAAUGAUGAACAUAAUAUAUCGUGGAAUGGAAACGUCAAAGAACUUCAAAACAGUAGCACAGUAGAUAUCUACGUAUACAAAAUCAAGGAGGAAAAUGGUGAGAUUAAAUUAAACACUUUUAUUGCAAUGAGGAAUAUAUCUAACUCAAUUGGUUGGACGACUUUUAAUUUAAAGAUGCAUGAACAGGUCGCCAUUCUACGUGUAACUUCUCGUGUGGAGACCGCAUUCAAAAUGCCACAAAGAGGAAUAUGGUCAGAUUUGUUCCCCGUUACCCCUUCCAAAGCUGUUGCAAAACUUCUUUGUAAAAAAUGGAUAGAAAAAGAACGCACUCUUUCAAAGUUAAACGUUGCAGAACCUUGUCCGUGCACCCUCCAACAGGCGCUGUUAGACAUUGUAAAGUACCAGCCCGAUCCUGACUGCAACAUGCUCAGCGUGGGAGCAGAGGGGCGGGGCAACUGUCGUUAUAGACGUGAUGCACAACAUUGUGUGAGACUGACAAUACCAAGUGAAGAUGGCGCCGACAACGUUUGCUGUUUCAAUAAACAGGGAACCUUAAUAGACUCGAGAUCCCACGAAGGUGGUACACAACAGCGGUAUCACUAUCGAGGUGACAACCAUAACAAUAUGCCCUACGUGACAAACUUUUGCAAGGACGUUGUCCCGUUUUUGCAUUGUUGUCGUUUUUCACAGACGUCUAUGAAUGAAACUAGCAAUGAGGAUGAAACAUACAGCCUCUGUCAGGAGUUCCUGACAUUACGGAAAUACAGUUCUUGUGAAAAUUACGACCCUCCUAAACCAGCAAAAACCAAUGGUGACCCUCAUAUCACUACACUGGACGGGCUUAGUUAUACGUUUAAUGGAGCUGGAGAGUUCGUGUACAUUUACACUGAGAAUGAACAAUUUAAAAGCCAAAUCCGCUUCAAACAGUUCCGAAAAAACGAUGGGUCGCUUGUAAUGGCAACUGUAGCGACUGCCUUAGUAAUGGAGUAUGAGAAUAGAUCAGAUUGCAUAGAAAUUAGACUCAACUCGAUAAGAACAGCUGAUGUACUCAGAAAUGGAGAACUGCUUGAUUUUCAAGACUCAAGAUGGAUAAAUGCGAAAGGUGUAACCAUUGUAUCACUUCCUACUAAAGGAAAUAACACGGGCAGGUCAUUUAUGAUCAUGUUUCAAGAGAUCAAGAUGGCAUUCAGCAUUGAAGCCUCAAAAGAUAUCUUAAACGUCAUGCCAGUUGUUCAAGGAAAGGAACUGAAUGGAACUCUGAAAGGAUUGCUAGGAAAUUAUGAUGGCAGUCCUUUGAAUGACUUAUUUUUUUCAACACAUCAACAGCUGCAGCAAAAUGAAACUGACGAAUCCUUGAUUUUUGAAUUUGGGAUGUCAUGGGUCAUCAACGAGAAGGAGUCCCUGUUCACGUAUGAGCCUGGUAAGAGUUUUGCGGACUAUCAUAAGCCAUCAUUCCGUCCUGUGUUUGAGUCCUCCAUAUCGGUUACAGAGGAAGUUAGGGCGGUGUGUGGAGAAGACAAAGAUUGCAUUUUUGAUUUCUUUGUGACGGGAUCACGUGACAUAGCGGAACAAUCUCGAACAUUCCAGAAACAAUUUCAGGAAUCUCAAGAGGCAGCUGUAAUAGGUAUUUGUACAUAUAUGAUGUGUUAUUAUUGCACACGAACCUUCUCUAUGCUAUUAUAG